UUGACUGACCUCCGGCCCUGGGUACUGCCGAAACUGCAGCUUAAAAUUUCACCCCACCACACCUGGAAGAAUCCAAAUACUACCUACUAUUUUCCCUUAUCAAGAGCGAAGUGCUGUGAAGCCGCUCAUUCAAUAGAAGCUCAAUACUCAACUGCUCAUUCCUAAAUUUCAUUAUAAACCAAGAAAUUGAAGCCAUCCGAAGAUGCCCACACUGAAUUUGUUCACAAAUGUCCCAGUUGAUGCCGUGGUUGCUUCUGAUAUUCUCAAAGAUGCUACCAAAGCCGUCGCCAAAAUAAUCGGCAAACCAGAAUCGUAUGUAAUGGUACUGGUUAAUGGAGGGGUGCCAAUUUCAUUUGGUGGGACUGAAGAGCCAGCGGCUUAUGGUGAGUUGAUCUCCAUUGGGGGUCUUGGUCCAAGUGUCAAUGCCAAACUUAGUGCAACCAUUGCCGAGAUUCUGCAAACCAAGAUGUCUAUUGAGAGCUCCCGGUUCUACAUCAAGUUUUAUGAUGUUCAGCGCCCAUUCUUUGGGUUCAACGGCUCAACUUUUUGACUGGAGUGAACUCACUGGGCACUUAUGGUGGUUUGAGAAUUGAACCUUUAUACAUUAAUUGGAGAAGACGAGUUGGAUUGUAGUUUCUAUCCCCUCUCAGAGAUAGACAUGUUCCUCUAGUAAAUUUGGUCAUAUUUGUUCGAUCUUAAGUGUCAAGUUCACUUUUUAUUUGUUCCGCACCUUGUAGAAUUGAUGUCUUAGAGUUCUUUUCUGUACUUUGUUUUAUUCAAUGAUGAACAGAACCAUUGCACUAAAUUGGAUUGCUCAUUUAGUAUUUACUCAGCGAUUGAGUUUA
Messenger RNA from Sesamum indicum (sesame), 845 nucleotides. RefSeq names its product Tautomerase/MIF superfamily protein. The record is from RefSeq and is a predicted model, not a curated record. Gene Ontology annotation, molecular function: phenylpyruvate tautomerase activity. NCBI's taxonomy places the organism in Eukaryota, Viridiplantae, Streptophyta, Magnoliopsida, Lamiales, Pedaliaceae.